Aureobasidium melanogenum CBS 110374 is the source of this 2532-nucleotide messenger RNA. RefSeq lists its product as uncharacterized. Bases 1 to 2532 code for a protein of 843 amino acids. The transcript is spliced from 5 exons. Gene Ontology annotation, cellular component: nucleus. The record is from RefSeq and is a predicted model, not a curated record. Lineage: Eukaryota; Fungi; Ascomycota; Dothideomycetes; Dothideales; Saccotheciaceae. Gene Ontology annotation, biological process: regulation of DNA-templated transcription; DNA-templated transcription. Gene Ontology annotation, molecular function: zinc ion binding; DNA-binding transcription factor activity, RNA polymerase II-specific; DNA binding.
AUGGAGCAACCAAAACCUUGGGAAACAACGGGGAUUCCGACCAUCACCCAGACUCCGCAAGCCUUGUCAUCAUCAUCCUCGUCGCGGGCCGAAAGGUCCCUGUCUGCUUCGGAUAAGAAAUUUAAGAAGCAGAUCCAACCACGUCAACUCUUGAGCUGCACUAAAUGUCGAGAACGCAAAGUAAAAUGUGAUCGCACGAAACCAUGCUCUGCUUGUUGUGCCAGGGGUCUUCCCAAAGAGUGCCACUUUGUCCUUGGAGAAGGUGCUGAAUUCGGACCAAUUCAACAAUCUCUCGAACUUCGGAGACUGCGAGCUGAGAAUCAACGACUGAAAGAACGUCUCUUAGCUGAGAGGUCUUCGCUGUCGGAAGGCAGUGAGACUGAAGAAGGUUCUGCCAAUGUUAUCAGUAACUCCAUUGCAAGGCAGCCGAACCGCCAGCGCAGGUUUCGUGCGAGUGAGCAGAUUGACAGCAUCUACUUCGGAUCUCCAGGGUUGGCGAGUGUCAUAGCUGAUUUUGCAAGUCUUCAAGUGGAACCGAAGUCUCUGUCAUAUGCAAUGCCUCGAGCUGCCGACAUGUAUGCGGCCCAUGAUUCCAUGUAUCCUUUUCCAACACUAUGGCCUGCCAUGUCGCGUACGCAAGGCCUACUCCAAUGCCUGCCCUCGCGUGAUGAGCUCUACCACUACCUUGACGUCUUCAGCCAGAAAGCUCGAGGUUUCGCCUUCCCUUAUGUACCUGACGACUUGGCACAGAAAGAAGUCGAACGAUUUCUUGAGAACGCCGAAGAGAACGCUGAGAAGGUUCCGGACUUACUCGCACUCAUAUUUGCAGCGCUAGCAUUAGGGGUGCAACUCGACACAUUCGGAAGUCGCAAAGAAGCAGAAACAAGCACACCUCAGAACAGCAGUCGCAAGGGCGAGAUAUUCUCUGUCGCGGCCAUGCAAGCACUCCGCCUGGCAUCCUUCACCAGUCGUCCCACUCUGAAAUGUAUCAAAGUAAUGAUCAUGAUUGCCCCUUACUUGACCAACAGUGGACGUUUUCUUGAUGCUUGGUCUUUCUCCGGUCUCACGAUCCGACUCGCCCACUCUGUCGGUCUGCAUCGCAAUCCUCGCUUCCUUGAUCCAACACCUUCACUCCGUGAAUCUACAAUACGCAGGAACCUUUGGUGGUGGCUACUGCAUAUGGAUCAGGAGUACGCCAUGACACUUGGUCGGCCUUUGGGUAUCUCGGGAGUUGGAGACUGUCCGCCCCCUGACCCUCUCACAACGGAUCCGGUAGCACUAAGGUUGAGCGAAUUCUUUGACCAACUCACAAUUCAUGGGCGACAGAUAUUGAGCAGCAAUCAGCUCACAGACUCCAAGAUUGAUAUGUACACUGAUCGCCUGAUCGCUUUAUGGGACACGAUGCCAGAACCGUUACAGUUCAACAAAUCCUGGAUCGAUGAGCAAACAGCCAUCCCUGAGUGGCCGAUGGAGACAAGGGCGGCGAUAUCUUAUUGCAACAUUCAUAAUUACAUCAUCUUGCUCAAUCGCCAGCGCAUUGAGAACAACCGAAAGAGUCCAGACUAUCGAUCACGUUCACCGGGCUUCCCUCAAUUCGGUAGCGUCCCUGAAUACUCUCUUCCUCCGAAAUCACACACACCCUCACCAUCUCCUAUGGUACCGCGAGGUAGACCGCUAGUGAUAGAGUCUUGUCUGGCAUUACUGGACGCGUUCCAAUUCUUCCACAACCGCGUUCCGUCUGCGCUCGUCGAUUGGAAAAUUGGCCAACAAGCCUUUAAUGCCUGCAUGAUCCUAUUGCUUGAUGGCAUUGACCGCGAGAGUAUUGAGCACAUUGGAAGAGUAGAAAAGGCAUACAUGGUCUUUGUUACAAUGGACAAGGCAGGAAUGCACCAGCUGACAGGACUGGCCAUGUCUCGGAUCACGGACGGUCUUACGUGUCUCAAACAACAAUCCGAGACACGCAAACGAUCCAUGAAUGCGGAAGGCAUAUCACCAAUGAAUGUACAGCACAGCCGUGAGGGUGUACCUCACAACCCUUUCGACUGGGAUAUGGGUCAACGGCUGCGUGACCAUGAUUUCUUGCAUGAGCCUGUCAUGGGAGCCACUGGUAUGUUCCUGCUCGAAGACCAUGGCCUCCAGACCAACACCGCUCAAUCUACAGCCGAAGCUUCUCCUGGCCAUGUUCAUACGCCUGGAGUUGCGGCCGUUCCCUCUUCAGAACAACCAAGCUUCAAGACCGGGCUGGUGCCUCACUCAACACUGAUUGACCCUCGGCGAGACUCUGCUCAUCCUCUGGGAUAUGUCGCCGCUAACCAUCCCGCUCCCCCAAUGCCGGCGGUACCUGCUCACUACCAUCAACUCACCAAUCAGCACCUUGCUGAAAUGCAGCCAAUGCCAGCCUUCACUCAUGCUGAGGGUUGGCAACCCAAUAUUCAACAUCCAUCACAACCCCAUCACGGACUCUACACACCACCGUUAGCACGAGGAGGGGGAGCAGCUCAUCGAGGAUCUCUGCACCCACGAAGCCAUUGA